GUUGGGGUGUAGGCUAAAUACUUGUGUGGCGUUUGUUUGACGUGACACUCCCCCCUUGUCGAUGGGAGGCCGACGUCACCCUGCCAGCGGAGGAGUGGAUGGCCUCUGUAAUAAAAAUACAUGAAGAGAAUUGAGGAAAAGGAGAAGAUUGGCCGGGGGGAAAAGCAACAACACGGCGUUUUAUUCCUUUCUCUUCGCCCCGCUGCUGAGCCAUGGACGUAAACGCCUUUUAACACAAACCGGGAUAUAUUUCGUUUGCGGCAUCGACAGCUCCGGCUGAAAGGCCAUGUUAUGUGUGGCUUUCUUGGUUUUUUGAGCAGACAGAGAGAGAUAACUGUACUGUAUCCCAGCCUAGCGGAUUGGAGUGAAAGUCCGCCAUAUUCUGCCUUACCACGCCCGGGAGUCGAGCCAUUGUAAAAUAAACGGACAGCUGUAUUCAUGUGUUUUUCCCGUUGUUGCCCUCACCCACGGACGAUAACUUGAGCACGGGGGAUUUUUGUUGAUUGAAAAAUACCAACAUUGAGGACUUUGAAGACAGGCUGGCCGGGCACGGAUGGCAACGCUUAACGAGAUCACAGCACGGAGGAUGUGUCUUAAAAGGAUCUGUUGAUCAUAUUGAGAAGGAGAAGCAGAUUACACCAAUUAAGAUUGCACAGAUAUUCAACUCAAACCGCUUUGGACACUGUUUUGAAGCUGUCGGGAAGCCACAGAGAGCGAACCGAAACGGGGGGAGGGGGGGUCAAUAAUUUCUCAAAUAUCUAAUUUUUCCUUUUCCACCACAAUCUGUGCGCUGUUCGGGCUCAUUAUAAAGGGCGUCCACGCGUUAUUUCACCACAAGUAGGCCUGUAUGAGGACGUUUUUUUGGCACACACAGGCCUCUGCUUUUUUUUUUUUUUUUACCCCGACGAAUCUGAAUGAAUCAGUAAGAGGGAAAAAAGUGCGUGUUUUUCUUUAAAAAAAAAAAAACAAAACAAAACAAAAAAAGGAGCGAGAAUGACCCUGGAAUCCAUAAUGGCGUGUUGCCUCAGCGAGGAGGCGAAAGAAGCCAGGCGGAUCAACGACGAGAUCGAGAGGCAGCUCCGCCGGGAUAAGAGGGACGCACGCCGGGAACUGAAACUGUUGCUUCUCGGCACAGGGGAAAGUGGGAAAAGCACAUUCAUCAAACAGAUGAGGAUUAUCCACGGUGCCGGUUACUCUGAUGAGGACAAAAGGGGUUUCACCAAACUGGUCUAUCAGAACAUCUUCACAGCCAUGCAGGCCAUGAUCCGAGCCUCGGAGACGCUCAAGGUCCCCUACAAAUACGAGCACAACAAGGGCAACGCCAACAUUGUGAGAGAGGUGGAUGUAGAAAAGGUCAGCAUGUUUGAGAAGCCUUACGUAGAUGCAAUCAAGAGUUUAUGGAAUGACCCGGGCAUCCAGGAAUGCUACGAUCGAAGGAGGGAAUACCAACUCUCAGACUCCACUAAAUAUUACCUGAACGCGUUGGAUCGGAUCGCCGAGCCAUCUUACCUUCCCACCCAGCAGGAUGUGUUGAGGGUCCGAGUCCCCACCACGGGCAUCAUUGAAUACCCGUUUGACCUGCAGAGUGUCAUAUUCAGGAUGGUGGAUGUCGGAGGUCAGAGGUCGGAGAGAAGGAAGUGGAUCCACUGUUUUGAGAACGUCACAUCCAUCAUGUUCCUGGUAGCGCUCAGCGAGUACGACCAAGUUUUGGUGGAGUCGGACAACGAGAACCGGAUGGAGGAGAGUAAAGCUUUGUUUAGGACAAUAAUCACAUACCCUUGGUUCCAAAACUCCUCAGUCAUUCUCUUCCUCAACAAGAAGGAUCUGCUGGAGGAGAAGAUCAUGUACUCUCAUCUGGUUGACUACUUCCCAGAGUAUGACGGUCCUCAGAGGGACGCCCAAGCAGGGCGAGAGUUUAUCCUCAAGAUGUUUGUGGACCUGAAUCCAGACAGCGACAAGAUCAUCUACUCUCACUUCACCUGUGCCACUGACACAGAGAACAUCCGUUUCGUCUUUGCUGCCGUCAAAGACACCAUCCUGCAGCUCAACCUAAAGGAGUACAACCUGGUGUAGAGCGGAGCGGGGCUGCCGACGGGAGGCCCUCAACACACACUGACUGACGCAAUCUGUGAAAAGAUAGAUCAUAUACACACACAUGAAAAGAAAAUCAGAGAAAAAAAUCUAAUGGUUGCAUAAUACUAAUUUAUUUGCCAUUUGUUGGUCUCUUGGUCCCCAGGAGAUGAGCAAAGUAAAUGUUAUCUUGCUAUUUAAGGAGUUGAUGAAAUAUAGG
Molecule: messenger RNA, 2290 nt
Organism: Plectropomus leopardus (leopard coralgrouper)
Lineage: Eukaryota; Metazoa; Chordata; Actinopteri; Perciformes; Serranidae
Product: guanine nucleotide-binding protein G(q) subunit alpha
Biological process (GO): adenylate cyclase-modulating G protein-coupled receptor signaling pathway
Cellular component (GO): heterotrimeric G-protein complex; cytoplasm
Molecular function (GO): guanyl nucleotide binding; G protein-coupled receptor binding; GTPase activator activity
Source: RefSeq, a predicted model, not a curated record